Molecule: messenger RNA, 5155 nt
Organism: Lethenteron reissneri (Far Eastern brook lamprey)
Lineage: Eukaryota; Metazoa; Chordata; Hyperoartia; Petromyzontiformes; Petromyzontidae
Product: patatin-like phospholipase domain-containing protein 2
Biological process (GO): lipid homeostasis; triglyceride catabolic process; positive regulation of triglyceride catabolic process
Cellular component (GO): cytoplasm; membrane; lipid droplet
Molecular function (GO): triacylglycerol lipase activity
Source: RefSeq, a predicted model, not a curated record
GAGGCACGCGUGACGCCACUCUCGGGGUGGGAGUGUGUGGGGCAGCAGAUUUCGGCUGUUCAGAGUUCACAUUGCGGGUGUCUUAGAGACACUCAGCAUUCCACCUCGGCUCUGCGCAGACAGACACAGACACACGCGCACACACAGACACAUCAGCGUUUGGGGUGCUCCACCUACUCAAUAUAAUUCAUAUUCGAGUGUAAGAUACACGCUCUACAUUAACACACCCACACACACCGGUGCAUGUACAUCACCGACUUACACAACAAGGCGGCGAGGAGGCGGAAUCAUAUGCUGGGGGCUCCCUGCUGUUUCGCACGUGUUUGUGUGUGUGGCAUUAGGGUGGCUUUUUUGUUUUAAACCGGCCAGGGCCGUGAAAGUCGAAUUCAUUACGUAAUAGACAAGCAACGCUGCAAAUCCCCUUGCCACAGCAGAAAAGAUAUACAUUCGCACACGACAGUAUAUAUACACACACACAUCUUCUGUGCGUGUGCCGACAGCCUAAGUUAUAUGUUGUGCAUCAAACAUAACUGGGGUCACCGACAAGAGGCGUUUGGGCAUUCACUCGAAAUUCAGAAGUAGCACCACCAUCAGCAACACCAUCAGCACCACCAUCAGCACCACCAUCAGCAGCACUUCAAGGUCUCGAGCAAGCGUCGCGAUGCUGACCCAGGACUCCGGCUGGAACUUCUCGUUCGCGGGAUGCGGCUUCCUGGGGGUCUAUCACAUCGGGGUGGCGAGCUGUCUGCAGCAGAGAGCCCCACACGUCGUCAGCGGGGCCACUCGGGUCUACGGAGCUUCGGCCGGAGCUCUCACGGCGGCGUCUCUGCUUGGAGGCGCCUGCCUCGGCGAAUGCUGCGCGGACGUGAUGGAGCUCGCUCGCUUGGCGCGGCGCUCGACCCUGGGUCCGCUGCACCCGGCCUUCCACAUCGUGAAGAUCAUCCGCGCGGGACUGCGGCGCGUGCUCCCCGAGGACGCCCACCUGCGCGCCGCCGGCCGCCUCUGCAUCUCGCUGACCCGCGUCUCCGACGGCCACAACGUUCUCGUUUCGGACUUCGCCUCCAAGGAGGAGCUCGUUCAGGCACUCAUCUGCAGCUCGUUCGUGCCCAUCUACUGUGGCAUCAUCCCGCCCACCUUCCGCGGAGUGCGCUACGUGGACGGAGGCAUCAGCGACAACGUGCCGUCCUACGAGCUCAAGACGACCGUCACGGUGUCGCCGUUCUGCGGCGAGAGCGACAUUUGCCCUCGCGACAGCAGCCCCAGCUUGCUGGAGCUGCGGCUCAAGAACACGAGCAUCCAGUGCAACCUGGACAACAUCUACCGCCUGUCACGCGCCCUCUUCCCUCCCGAGCCGCAGGUGCUGAGUAAAAUGUGUCAGCAGGGCUACAACGACGCCCUCCGCUUCCUCCGUGAGAACAACCUGCUGAUCCCGAACUCGCCCAGUGCGGGGCUCCGCAUGCCCACGGCCGAGCCGCCCACUACAAUCGUGAGCCCCUGCGAGUCGUCGACCUCCAAGCCGUCCGCCCGUGAGCUGUCCGGUCCCAAGCCGUCGGGCCCCGCGGAGAAGAGCAUCCCUCCUCCGCUUGCACAGAGCGGCCAGGAGCAGCAGUCGCCCGUCCCAAAUGAGGUCUCGCCCCUUUGGGCCCUGGAGGAGAAGCUGUGGGAGAGCCUGCCGCUGCCGAUCCGAGUGGCCCUGAAGAACGCGUGCAUGGAGAAGGCGGGGGUGGUGGCCUACCUGCGCAGGCUCUACCCCGUGCGGCUCGCGUCCUACCUCAUGCUGCCAUGCACGCUGCCCGUGGAGUCGGCCGUCUCGCUCACUGUGCGGCUGCUGGAGUGGCUGCCGGACGUGCCGGAUGACGUGCGCUGGAUGUCGCAGCAGGCCCUGUCGGUGGUGCGGUACCUGUGCCGGCAAGCGUCACGCAGCCUCGCUCGCAGCUGCAGGUUCGUGCACCGGCGCAACCCUCGCAAGUCAGCGAGCGCACCCGCGCUGGGCCGGCGCCCGAGCCUGGCCCUGACCUCCUCCAUGGCCGACCUCUUCUGCUGGUUCCGUGCUCUGGGCUCCUCGCAGAGCGCGAUCACGCUGUGCGGUCACGAGUUCCUCUGCACUCACGAGUGCUGCGAGGAGGAGGAGGAGGAAGAGCGCGGCGGUCGAACCGUGAGCUUCAUGACCGCCGAGGAGGAGGAAUCGAGCGACGAGCAAGACUGAGCGUUUUGUGGCCUUACGGCAAGUCCGAGACUUUAGCCGUUCGCCUCGACGGCGUUAGGAGACGCGCUGGUGAGCUCUUAUCAUGAGUCCGAAACUUUAGUUAGUGGCCUCGGAAUAUUAGAGGGGGACACUCUGGCGGCAUUUGCGUUCGUUGCAGGCUCGAUGCCACCAUGUUAGGCUUCGAACGUCUAUGCUGGCUAUUGAUUUGUUCGGUUUUUUGUGGGGGCAUUUUCUUCAAUUUUAUUUUAACUGUGAUGUCUGUGUCAUGUGAUGAGAUGAAGACGUUCAUUUUAGAAACUGAGUCGUGCAGCAUCACCCUGUGUUAUAGAACAUCACACACAAGCACUGGCGGAGCCAGUGGGGGCGGGGGGGAGGGUGGCACGUACCCCCCCAAUGAUCCGAUCGAAAUCCCUAAUUUCAAUUGGAUCAUUUGGGUUUAUUAGUAAUAAAUCGGCAUUUUGCGACCCCCACUGCCACUGUGUAGCACAUUAUUAAGUGCCAAGGACUCUGAGAUGAUAGGACAAUAGUCUGAGUGCAUAAUUGUCAAUAAGUAACAGCAAAGCAGUUAUAAGUGACUCACAGAAUUGUACGCAGUUGCGUCUACAGAACACGACUUCCCUGAAGGCAUCAACACCUUCAGCGAGCGCGAUGCCGAUCACACAACGCGGUUCGAACUCGACCCUCGAUCGAUGGCUGUGCCAUCGCCGCACACGCGUCGAAUAAAAAGCAAGGGACAAGUCCUCACUAACAACUAUCAUGUUUCAUUGCUGGAGGGGAGUGCACAGAGCUCGCCUUUGUCAAGGCACUAUACCAAUGCAUAAGAUAAGUGAACUUAAGUAAACACUAGGGGCAUGAUAUGAGGAAAUGCUCAUCGCUUAGCAAUCAAAAGAAUUAUUUUUUCAGUCUAAGAGCUGGAAUUUUUCCAAAUUAUGUGACAACUAACAUCGAAGAGGCUUUUCUAUGCAGUUAUUGGUGCUCGGGUUGAGAACAUCACACUUCUACACUUGAGACCACAGUUUAAUCACAGGUGGCUACACACGGGUUCAAACCUCGGGUCUCAGCAUUGUUGGCACAGUGCCCUGACCCCUUAGCUACUGCUGACCCAUUAAUACAAAACUUUAACCGAUUGAAACCUAGGCUUCAUAUUUAGCAAGCUAAUAAUAGUCAUCCUGUUGGAUGUUUGUGGCCUUGUGAAGUUGUAAUUCCUCACAACGUCCCACUCGCUGAGCCGACCCUUCAAGUGUUUUAUUCUCAGCCCAAUGUUGCAUAUUGAUGCUUAUGCAUUUGUCUGUGCUGUUAGAAUUUGGGACACAAACUUCCGGCAAUGAAUCGUUGCCCGCGUGCAUCCGAUUGUUCUGUGGCAUUGAGUGUGGCGUAGCGACUGGACCAAUGAAACACGCGUGCCUCAAGUGUUGGGCAGCUUCUAGCUUUUAGGUUCAUGGCCUCGGUUGUGUGGCGACUUGAUGACACAGUAUAUGUGAUGUGCAAUACACUUCUAAACUGUAGAUUUCCUGGGAAACGUUUUGUUUGUUUCAAAGUCUCGUUUUCAUAAUCUUUCAUGUCCGGUUAUUUGAGGCAAUGUUUACUCUGUUACCUUCUGUUUCCGUUUUAGGUAUAGAACUACUUUUUAGAUAAUAGGUUGUACAUUUCACAAGUGAUGCUAUUCCGCCAUGCCACGGCGUGGUAUGCAUGUGUGGUUUUGAGGUUUCAAUGGUGAACUUGUGGUGGUAGCUUGGCCCCUGACUGCGAACGGAAUGUUUUAUUUUACACGCUUUUAGGGCCGACGGUGUUUUUAGUCGAUGUGUACGGCCAUGUGCAUUGGAUCGCACCUCCAAGUAGCACCGUUGGCUACGUUACGGUUCAAAAUACAUGCACAAACGUUUACACAAAUGGGCCUGACCAAUUUUACACUUUUAAAACAGGCAACUUUUUGUAAGCCUCUUGCACAACUCUGACGUUAACAGUAGAAUAAAUAAGAGUAAACCAUCAACGUACAACAUAGUCUCUUAAAAAAUAAAAACAGAUACUUUGUUAAUUAUAUUUUAGAGAGCUAAGUUUGACUGGUAAAGCCGAACGAUAAUUAAGGUGCUCUUUUAUUUAACAGUAUUUAAAAUUGAGGUGUGAUUCUCGCAAUACGUGGUCGGCACCAGGCCUUAUGAAACGAUACUCUCUGGGAACAAACGUAACUGUGAUUCAGGUUCCAAAAGUUGAGGCACAAUUUAGUCGUAUUUGCCAGUCUGUUGUCUUUUUCUGCAAACCAAAGUGCAAAGUAGAAGUGCCUGCUAACGCUUGCGAUCGAAUCGGUGCUUGCGAUUGUGAGAGCGUCAAUAUAUGGAGUCCGAACAAAGACCUCGUCAAACGUGUUGCCUACGGCAUGGCGAUGACGUGGAAGAGGGCCGUCAUCCAGUAGUGGAUAGAACUUGGCUGACAAUGAAAGUGCCUAUAAUACGAGAGCAUAUCUGAACAAAGUUGUCAUCAAAAGCAUUAUCUACAUAAUUUAACUUAACGCCAAACAAAUAUGCACUUUGUAAUUUAGUGCACGGAUAAGUGGGAUUGUGUGUGCCAAAGUUGUCCUAUAACUUGCAUGCGCUUCAUGGGUGAUGAGCGAGUCGGUCUGUCCAUGGGCUGUUCAGUAAGCCCAGUGCCUAAUGCUAAGUGGCAGAACUUCCUGUACCAUCGAUAAAACAGCCUCAAGAGUCCGUUUAAAAACUGAGUCGGUUUUGAUAUUCUUGGCAAUGACAUGGGUGCUGCUGCGAUGGUGUUAUUACUGUAAGUACUGUGAUUUGUUAUAACCCAAUCUGUUGAUGUUGGACCGAUAAUGGUCAACGAAUUAAUGUUUCAUGAUUACCAGCUGUACAAUCUUUAGCAGAUUUGUUUCCAAAGCAUUGUGUGACCUGUUCAUGUGAAAACUCAAUAUGUGAAUAAACAGCGAGCUUCUUCCCAUGCUCA